This is a messenger RNA of Helianthus annuus (common sunflower), 382 nucleotides long. RefSeq lists its product as uncharacterized. Bases 1 to 354 code for a protein of 117 amino acids. The record is from RefSeq and is a predicted model, not a curated record. The transcript is spliced from 2 exons. Gene Ontology annotation, molecular function: zinc ion binding. NCBI's taxonomy places the organism in Eukaryota, Viridiplantae, Streptophyta, Magnoliopsida, Asterales, Asteraceae.
AUGGUUCGUUGUGAUUGUGGAGCCCCAACCCUAGUCCGAACAUCGUGUACACAAACGAACCCCGGAAGGCAGUUCUAUUGUUGUAAUCGACAGGGACGAAGUUGUGGGUUUGUUUGUUGGGCACAAGAAGCAGUGUCGCCAAAUGCCAAUGAUUUGAUACAAGGUUUAAUGAACACACUGAACCAGGUUGAAGAAAACAAUAGGGUGUUGAAUGAACGUAAUCGGGUGUUGACUCAACGAAAUAGGAUUCUAGAAGAUGUUGCAAGGACUUUGAAGAAUGAGAAUAAGCUUCUGAAAACAAUGUUGUUGGUUUGUGUGUUUGUGUUCAUGUGCAAGAUGAAGUUUACUGAUUAGGAAUGAAAUGACUAAUUCGUUUUUGUAU